Chinchilla lanigera (long-tailed chinchilla) is the source of this 3646-nucleotide messenger RNA. It is a transcript of the gene Slc25a44, whose product is annotated as solute carrier family 25, member 44. The coding region runs from base 190 to 1134 and encodes 314 amino acids. Gene Ontology annotation, biological process: branched-chain amino acid catabolic process; transmembrane transport. Gene Ontology annotation, molecular function: branched-chain amino acid transmembrane transporter activity. Lineage: Eukaryota; Metazoa; Chordata; Mammalia; Rodentia; Chinchillidae. Gene Ontology annotation, cellular component: mitochondrion. The record is from RefSeq and is a predicted model, not a curated record. The transcript has 4 exons.
UAAUGACAGAGUCCGGGUUUCCGGUUCCGGCAGCGCCGGGAUCCGAGUCGAGAUGGAGGAAGAUGCGACCGGAGGCCCCCACUCGCUGCAUACGGAGGGUCGAGCCGGGGCUGCGGCCUAGAGGUCCGGGCUUGGCGUGCGCCUCAGACGCGGGAGAACCGCCGGGGUCUGAGAAGCUCUUCAGGCGCAAUGGAGGACAAACGCAACAUCCAGAUCAUCGAGUGGGAACACCUGGACAAGAAGAAGUUCUACGUGUUUGGUGUGGCCAUGACAAUGAUGAUCCGGGUCAGUGUCUACCCGUUCACACUUAUCCGCACACGACUGCAGGUUCAGAAGGGAAAGAGCCUCUACCAUGGGACUUUUGAUGCCUUCAUCAAGAUCCUGCGAGCAGAUGGUGUGACUGGCCUGUACCGGGGGUUCCUGGUCAACACCUUUACCCUUAUCUCUGGUCAGUGUUAUGUCACCACCUAUGAGCUCACCCGGAAGUUUGUGGCUGACUACAGUCAGAGCAACACAGUCAAAUCACUGGUGGCUGGUGGCUCAGCCUCUCUUGUGGCCCAAAGCAUCACUGUGCCCAUCGACGUGGUGUCCCAGCACCUGAUGAUGCAGCGCAAGGGUGAGAAAAUGGGCCGCUUCCAGGUGCAUGGGAACCUAGAAGGACAAGGGAUUGUUGCCUUUGGCCAGACUAAGGACAUCAUCAGGCAGAUCCUGCGGGCUGACGGGCUUCGUGGCUUCUACCGAGGCUAUGUGGCUUCACUGCUUACCUAUAUCCCAAACAGUGCUGUCUGGUGGCCCUUUUAUCACUUCUAUGCAGAGCAGCUCUCGCACCUGUGCCCUAAGGAGUGCCCUCACAUCAUCCUUCAAGCCAUCUCUGGGCCCCUGGCUGCAGCCACUGCCUCCAUCCUCACCAACCCUAUGGAUGUCAUCCGGACCCGUGUGCAGGUUGAAGGCAAGAGCUCCAUCAUUCUGACCUUCAGACAGCUAAUGGCAGAAGAGGGGCCUUGGGGCCUCAUGAAAGGGCUCUCGGCCCGAAUCAUUUCAGCUACACCCUCCACCAUUGUCAUCGUGGUGGGCUACGAGAGCCUCAAGAAACUCAGCCUGCGCCCUGAGCUGGUGGACUCGAGACACUGGUAGACACAGCAGGCUGAGUAGCUUGCUGUUUCCCACAUUACGCUGGGCUGGGGACAAAGCAGGGAAGCGAGUGCCCUCUCUGAUGCGUCCAAUCCGUCCCUAGCCUUUUGCGGGGCCAGGUGGCCUGUCUAGGACAGGGGCAGAGACUUUGAACUACUCUUGCUGAAGAGGUUCCAUGCCUGGCUCUCCUGCCCCUACUAUUUUUAAUUCUCCUUUUCAACUAGGCUGCCUCAUUCAAUCCCUAUAUUCAAUCCUGCCCUGAGGACCCCACCCCAGCUGCACCCUGCUAGCUCCUCUCUGGCUUCCUUGCGCCUCUGUCCUGAGGUGCUGAGAAAAGCCCUGCGUGCAGCUCGCUUACCACUGCUGGCUCCUCUUGGGCUUCCAGCCCAGACUGUUAAGCAGCUGCUCCCAGCCCUCUCCCACUUCAUCUCUUACACUUGCUUUUUUAAAAUUUGGGACAGAGCUGCUUCUCCCUGCCUCUUGGGGCAAGUUACCAGGCACUUUUGCACAGGGAGAAUGGCUCUGCAGAGCCCUCAUCCUCUCUUUUGAGCAGUUACUAGGAUAGGGAGAAAAGUUGAUAGUUUAUUUUGUGUGUGUAUUUUUUAAGUGUCUGUGAACUAAGCUAUUGUCUUAGUCCUGCUAGGGCACCAGUCCUGCUAUCAGAGCCUACCCCUUCCUCAGAUAGGUAGAAAAUGACAUGUAGCGUUUUCCUCAGUCCUAGGUUCCUGUCCCAUCUGUAUCCUUUCAGCACCCCUUCCGUCCCAGCAGUCCUCGUACAGUAUGAGCUGUUGGCUUCCUCAGGCCCAGGUGCCUACAGUGGGUGGCACAGUUCUAAGUAGAGCAGCUGUCUGGAGUACACGGGACAUGCAGCACCACCCUGAAAAGUCUGGUUGAGAGAGUGGUUGGUUUGGAAAGCGACAAAAGGCUGUGUGUCACCUACCACAUCUCCUCAGGCCACUGAGCCAAGCCUAGGAGAGAACAGUGGAGGUUCUCGCGGCAGGCGGCCGUAACACAUACGCGCACCCCUGUCGCUCAGACUGGCGGCCACAGAUGUUGAGCUGCUCUCAAGGUGUGGAAUGUUUUUGCUUUCUUUUCCCUGGAUAUGAAGAGUUUCCCUAGUCAUGGAACCCAGUGCUUGCAAGAGAAUAAAGAACAGUUCAGGAAGUCACCCAAUUCUAGGACCACUGCAUUCACCAGCCAGAUACUGCCAGGAUUACCUGAGAUGCUCUCCUUGGGAGCUCGGCGAUGGCGCUCCUUCCCUGCCUCAUCCUCCCCCGCCACCCCUCCUCCACCAAGCCUGUGUUGCCGGCGGAAAGAUGCCGUGAAUGGAAUGAGAAGAUGGACAGUGAGGCUUUGCCUUCCUACUUCCGGACUUUUGGCCUAGAUGAUCCUUAAACCUUUUUAAUGGUCCCGCCCCAGGAAAGGCCACGGUGCCAAUUUGAAAGGUGCUAGUUACCUGAAGCCUUGAUUUCUUAUGGCUGCCCCACGUUCUUCCCUCCUGGCCAGGGAAGAAUCGGAAAAUCACAUUUCUAUAACUUCAUCACUACCACUCCUCAUCUUGGUCCCAUCUGUAAAGGUUUUCUCCCAUUCACUUACCUUUUCUUUGUCCCUUCCUGCAUCUUGUCAAGAGAGCCCAUCAAUUUCUAAAUUCUUAAUUCUAGCCCUUCAAUUUCUAAAUGGCCAGUCAAAGAGUUGAGGCCACAGAUCAUUUGAAUUUUGUGUCCCUUGCCCACUUCUUCACCCUCAGAACCGGCAAUGUAAUGGAGCAAGGGAGCUCCCUCCUCUUUAAGGUUUUUCUAUUAAGACCUUUGGAGAUUGGUUGUCUUAGUUUUCACUUUUUUUUUCCUCCCUUGUCUUCCGUCCUUCCCCACAGUGGCAAGGUGGGUAAAGGAGCAUGGACAGCCGGCCUGGAAACCCCUGCACUUGGGAGUCCGGAGCGGGAGGAACCCAGGUUCGAGGCCGGCUACAUAAAGGGGUCACGGCCAGUCUGGAAAUGUCAUGGAGAGCAGGGUCUCUCUCCCAGACGCCUUCCCUCGGGCUCGUUUUUCCUGCACAAUAUUUCAGUCUUUUAUCUCUCCCAUUCAUAUUCAUCCUCUCUCCUUUUCUUUUUCCUCUCUCUUUCCUCCCUCUCUCUGUUUAAAAGAAUGAUCUGUGUGUAACUGAAGAACUAAAGCGACUUCCGGCCCCCAUUUUCUCUUAAUAGUUUAGGGACAGAUUGGGUUUAAAAUAUGUCUGGGUGAGUAGGGGACAAUGGACUUCUGUUUUCCUAAAACUGGAGACCAAAGCCGCCGAAAGUUUUAAUGUGUUGGUUGGUAACCAAAACUAAAAAAAAACAUACAAAAAACAAAACUUGGAGAGACUGGGAGAGACGGGCAACCUGACGGGAGUACUCAACGCAGGACAGGGGAAUGAUUCAUUUAAAACGAUGAAGUGGACUCUUGUGAAUAUUGUACUAGCGAAUAUUCUCUGUUGCACUGUACGAAGUCUCUGAAGUGUAAUUAAAAGUUUUUAUUGA